GCUCCCUGGAAGCGGCACAUUGAUCACACGGCCGCGUGGCCAAUUAGCGGCAGGAGCCAGGGCCAGCCCUCGUGUCUGCGCGCUGGUGAUCUAUCGGCAGUAAUUACCGAGACACUUAAUGCCUAGUUUGGAUGGGAAUUAAUUCGAGGCCGGAUAAAUAAUGUAUUAGGGCUUAUUCAGCCCCGCGUGAAGCGUCGCCCCCGAGCCAGGGCUGGAGCGGCGAGCGGCGGUGGCGGCGAUGAGCGGGGCGGCGGCCGGAGCCGGGCGCUGAGGCUGCGGGCAGCGCCCAGCCGGGAGCAUGCUGAGCCCCAAGAUCAGGCAGGCCAGGAGAGCCCGGUCAAGGAGUCUGGUGAUGGGUGAACAGAUUGGGCCUCCCUCCAGACCAUCUUCUCCAAAUCCUCAAGAACGUGUGCUGAAGUGUGGCUGGCUAAAGAAACAAAGGAGCAUUAUGAAGAACUGGCAGCAGCGGUGGUUUGUGCUGCGUGGGGAUCAGCUCUCCUAUUAUAAGGAUGAAGAGGAAACUAAACCUCAGGGUUUGAUACUACUGCAAGGCAGUCAGGUGAAUGAGCUGCCACCUAAUCCUGAUGAACCAGGGAAACAUCUCUUUGAAAUUACCCCAGGUGGUGCAGGGGACCGGGAAAAGAUGCCUGUCAAUCAUGAGGCUUUCCUGCUCAUGGCUAAUUCCCAGAAUGAAAUGGAAGAUUGGGUGAAAGCCAUCCGACGGGUUAUAUGGGCUCCAUUUGGUGGAGGUAUUGCAAAUAGCUCACAUGCACAUAAAUUAAAACAUUUGCCUCAAGGGAUCUUUGGACAGCGCUUGGAGGACACCGUACAGUAUGAGCGGAAGUAUGGCCAGCGCUUGGCCCCUCUGCUGGUGGAACAGUGUGUGGAUUUUAUUCGGGAGCGAGGUCUUACAGAGGAGGGGCUCUUUCGGAUGCCUGGACAAGCCAACCUUGUCAAAGAUCUGCAGGAUUCUUUUGAUUGUGGAGAGAAACCCCUUUUUGACAGCAACACAGAUGUUCACACUGUGGCGUCCCUCCUGAAGCUUUACCUUCGAGAGCUGCCAGAGCCUGUCAUCCCCUUUGCCAAAUAUGAAGACUUUCUUUCUUGUGGACAGCUACUCUCAAAAGAUGAGGGAGAGGGUACCCAGGAACUGGUUAAACAGGUGAAGAAUUUGCCCCAAGCCAACUACAACCUCCUCAAAUACAUAUGCAAGUUUCUUGAUGAAGUUCAGGCUCACUCCAGCAUUAACAAGAUGAGUGUCCAGAACCUGGCUACAGUAUUUGGACCAAACAUACUGCGGCCCAAAAUGGAGGAUCCGGUGACCAUGAUGGAAGGCACCUCGCUAGUUCAGCACCUGAUGACAGUACUGAUAAGUGAGCAGGGGCGGAUCUUUGCUGUUCCUCAGGCGGAGGUGCCAGGGAGCCAGCUGGAAAUCAGACCUGUGCGCCAGCGCAGCACUGUCGAGUGGAUCUCAGAGGAGGACGGGGAGGACAGCAGGUCACAGAACAGCGCUGCCAGCCCUGCUGAUUUGCCUUCUGGCAAUGCUGUGGCACUAGAGGCUACUCCGGGACCUACAGUGAAAAUCACUCCUCCAGAGCACAGUGGCAAAUCAGCCCAGCCUGCCACAAGCCCCAGUAAAAGAGUGCAGACGCUGCCUCCAUGGAAAUACUCCUUCCGCCAGCAGGGAGCGCGGUCUGUGAGUCCAAAGCUGGGCAGCUCAUCCUUAGAUAUCCCCAACCUCUCCUCCAGCGGGAACUGGUUGAUGAACGGCCUGUACUCCCUCCGAGGCCAUCGCCGGACAGCCUCUGGGGAACGAGUGAAAGACUCGUGUUCCUCCCAGAGACUCUCCACUUACGACAACGUCCCUUCAUCCAGCCUGUCCCUCAGCACGCACAGCAUGGCCAGCACCACCUGGUCUACAUCAUCCUGUGAGAUCUCCGUGAUGGACUCAGUGAGCAGCUGCCCAGCCUGCCGGGCUAGUGACUCUUCUGCUUUAAGCUCCCUAAAAACUGAGUGGGUAACUCAGGGCUCACUGUCUCAGAGUGAGGUCAAGACAGCAGAUCUGGAGAACAGCAUGGACAGGUUUGAAGCCUGCAGCAGCAGCAGCAGCGAACAGAGUGACCCAGCUGCAGCUUCCCGAGACUCUGUCCAAUGCUCCAGGGCCUUACAGAGCUUGGUGGUGGAGCUAAAGACAGAACUGAGCAAACAGAGGACUGAGUAUGAGACUAGUAUCAAAAGAAUUGAAGAAACAAGUGCAGACCUGAGGAACCAAGUGGUUAGGUUAGAAGAAGAACUGGAUCAAGAACGAAAGAAAUACACGAUGCUGGAGAUAAAGCUGAGGAAUUCUGAACGCGCUCGUGAAGAUGCUGAGAAGAGAAAUUACCUCCUGCAAAAGGAAAUGGAAGAAUUUUUUUCAACAUUAGGAUGUUUAACUGUUGGGAGUCCAAGUGCUAAAGUCCCCAAGUAGAACAAGCAUAGAAAAUCCUGUUCCUGACAAAAUGAGUGAAAAUGCAUAUUUUGCUCUGGUAUACUCAUGUAUCAUGAGUAAUUCUAUAGUGAUUGUGCUCUCAGUGACACUUCCCUGUUGUCUUUACAUGUGCUAUAUUUGGGCCAGCUGGGAAAGAUUGCUGACCAUAAUGCUUGAAAAUUUAGUGUCAUUGCCAAGAAAGGGUGGGUCUCCUCUGUAUCCACAGAACAUCAGACACUCUUCUCCAGGGUGUCCUGCUGCCAUCUUUUUGCUUGCUCAAGGACAGUGGAAGGUCCUGCAGGGUGGGUGGAUGGCCAGAACAAAUGGACAAGCUGAGCCUGGAGCUGAGGGACUCCUGCACUUGUGCUUGGAAAGGUGGCAGUUCCACCACAGCCAGGGGCUUGCCACAGAUUUAAUGAGGUGGUUUUCGCCCCACUCCGUACAUAAAGUUUGUUCAAAUUUCUCAUUCCUAGAGUGGCGUUAUUUUAUGAAGAUAUUGUGAAAAUAAGGUCUGCAAACACCCUGAGGCUACCAAAAUCUUGACAAUUCACUUAUCCGUGAAAUUAUUUCGGUGUUUGACAAAAAUGCAACUUUAAAUUAAACUGUAUGGGAUUAAUAAUCA
Messenger RNA from Corvus hawaiiensis (hawaiian crow), 3089 nucleotides. RefSeq names its product Rho GTPase activating protein 22 (gene ARHGAP22). The record is from RefSeq and is a predicted model, not a curated record. Gene Ontology annotation, molecular function: GTPase activator activity. The coding region runs from base 299 to 2467 and encodes 722 amino acids. Gene Ontology annotation, biological process: activation of GTPase activity; signal transduction. The transcript is spliced from 10 exons. NCBI's taxonomy places the organism in Eukaryota, Metazoa, Chordata, Aves, Passeriformes, Corvidae. Gene Ontology annotation, cellular component: focal adhesion.